AUGUUCAAGUCAUUGACGCUUCUCGCGUUGGGCGCCACUGGCGCCCUGGCCGGCGUGGUCACGAAGACUUGGAGCAUCGAUUGGGUCAACGCCUCCCCUGACGGCUUUGCUCGUCCUGUAAUUGGCGUCAACGGACAAUGGCCUUGUCCGCCCCUCGAAGUGGACCUCGGCGACAAGGUCGUCAUCCACGUUACUAACAACCUCGGCAAUGAAACCACCAGCAUCCACUGGCACGGUCUCUAUCACGAAGGGACUACGAACAUGGAUGGCGCUGCUCACGUCGGGCAAUGCCCUAUCCCCCCCGGCAAGAGCUUCACCUAUGAGUUCUUCGUCAACCAGCCGGGUACCUACUGGUGGCACGCGCACGUCGGUGCCCAGUACUCCGAUGGUCUCCGUGCUCCUUUGAUUGUCCAUGAUCCGAAGGAUCCCUACAUUGGUGAAUAUGAUGAGGAACAUACCGUGACCCUUUCUGACUGGUACCAUGAUGAGAGCCCUCCCCUCCUCGUGCAGCUCUUUGAUAUUAGCAACGUCAACGCCCGUCCUCCCCUGCCCAGCUCCGGUCUUAUCAAUGACGGCCAAGGGGCAACCUACAAGUUCGUCCCCGGCAAGAAGUACAAGUUCCGCAUCAUCAACGUGUCUGCUCUGGCCGGUGCCAUCUUCUUCAUCGACUCUCACUCCUUCAAGAUCGUCGAGGUUGACGGAGUGUAUACCCAGGCCGCCGAGGCCGAGCAGAUCUACAUCACUGCCGGUCAGCGCUACUCGAUCAUCGUCGAGGCGAAGGAGGGUGCCGAGUCGAACUAUGUCAUCAACGCCAUCUUUGAUGUGAACCCUGACUUCCAUCAUCCUCUUCCCCAGGUUGGAUUUAACUUGAACGCUACCGGCGCUAUUCAGUAUGACGCUGCUUUCGGAGCUCCCACUCCCAGUGUUGUCAGCGCCUUCAACAUCUAUGAUGACUUCUCCCUGGUGCCUUAUGACAAUCAGCCGACCCUCGGUGAGCCUGACCAGCAGUUCGUCUUGAACUUCCGCAUUGGCCUUGAUGGGGAGGGUGUUCCUCGAGGCUUCGUCAACAAUAUAAGCUACGUCCACCAAAACGUACCCACCGUCUACACCCUCCUCACCGUCGGCCAAGACGCCAAGGACCCCAAGGUCUACGGCCAGGUAAACCCCUUCGUAAUUGAAAAGGGCCAAAUCAUCGAAGUUAUCCUCAACAACCUCACACCCGGCCACCACCCCUUCCAUCUCCACGGCCACCACUUCCAAGUCCUCAACCGCUCCCCGAGCGGUGCCGGGGCCUACAAGGCCGGCGACGCCGUCCCCGCCUCGCCCGUAAAGCGCGACACCGUUGAGGUCGAAAGCGGCAGCUCCGCGCGCAUCCGAUUCCGGGCUGAUAACCCAGGUGUCUGGCUCAUUCACUGCCACGUCGAGUGGCAUGUCCCCAUGGGUCUCACGGGCACGUUCAUCGAGGCGCCGCUUGCGCUGCAGAAGAUUAUUGGGAAUAUUCCCAAGGCUCAGUUGGAGAUUUGCGAUGAGCAGUGUUUUGGGACGAGUGGCAAUGCGGCGGGGAAUAGGGCUGAUCAUUUCGAUUUGACUGGUGCUGCUGAUCCUCACCAUGUUCCAAAGUCGGGUGCUAUUUGGGAGAAGGGGAACUGUGGCAGCAAUCCUACUCCUAGUGGUCCAGAUGGUUCUAACCCUACUCCUGGAGGUGAUGGCAGCGACGGCGCCGACGGCGCCAACGGUGCCGAUGGCAAGAAUGGAGAAAACGGAGCCGACGGUGGUAAGGGAGGCGACGGUGGUAGCGGAGGCGACGGUGGUAGCGGAGGUAACGGCGGAAACGGCGGAAAUGGAGGAGACGGUGGUAAUGGCGGCAGCGGUGGCAAUGGAGGAGAUGGAGGCAACGGCGGCAAUGGCGGUAAUGGUGGUAACGGAGGCAAUGGAGGAAACGGAGGCAGCGGAAGUGGCAGUGGUAGUGGCAGUGGCAGCGGCAGCGGCAGCGGCUCCGGUGGUAGCGGUAACGGCGGUGAUGGAAAUGGCAGCGGUAAUGGAGGUAAUGGAGGUGACAGCGGGAACGGAGGCGAUGGUGGUGGUGCCGGCGAUGGUGGCGACGGAGGUUCCGGAAGUGAAGAGCCCACAGAGGAAGAGUGUGAAGAUGUAAUCGUUGACUCGGAGUAG
This is a messenger RNA of Scedosporium apiospermum, 2169 nucleotides long. RefSeq names its product Endo-alpha-N-acetylgalactosaminidase. Gene Ontology annotation, biological process: cellular response to iron ion starvation; reductive iron assimilation. Lineage: Eukaryota; Fungi; Ascomycota; Sordariomycetes; Microascales; Microascaceae. Bases 1 to 2169 code for a protein of 722 amino acids. The transcript is spliced from 6 exons. The record is from RefSeq and is a predicted model, not a curated record. Gene Ontology annotation, cellular component: high-affinity iron permease complex. Gene Ontology annotation, molecular function: ferroxidase activity; copper ion binding.